This is a messenger RNA of Medicago truncatula (barrel medic), 565 nucleotides long. RefSeq names its product mitochondrial import receptor subunit TOM5 homolog. Gene Ontology annotation, cellular component: mitochondrial outer membrane translocase complex; mitochondrion. The coding region runs from base 104 to 268 and encodes 54 amino acids. The record is from RefSeq and is a predicted model, not a curated record. NCBI's taxonomy places the organism in Eukaryota, Viridiplantae, Streptophyta, Magnoliopsida, Fabales, Fabaceae. The transcript is spliced from 2 exons.
UCGCAAAGUUAAAACCCCACGUCCUUACUUGUGGGUGUGCUCAAAACAAGAGAACCCAAAAACCCUAAAACCCUCUUUUGCUUUCUCUCUCUCUCUCGCAUCAAUGGCCGACUCAAUCUUCUCGAUUCAGUACCUCAAAAACUUCAUCAGUUCUCAAAUCCAUGACGACGAGAAAUGGGACUUCAACGUGAAAUUGCUUCGUGCUGCAGGAUUGUUUGCAGGAUCAAUAGUGCUGAUGCGAAAUUAUGGUGACCUCAUGGCAAUCUGAGUAGAAGACUAUUUGAUCUGUAAUGAACUGCUAUUAUCUACUUAAACCAUAAUGUCUUGGCUGUAGUUUUUUCAAUCUAAAAUGAGCUGGAUUAUUUUUAGGCUUUUGAGGAGCGAUGUUCAUGCUUUUUCAAUUUGGUUAUGUUGACUUUGUGUCUCACAUUUCCUUGUGCUGAGAUGACUAUCUUUUGAUAAGCAAUAGACUAUUUUAGCAUUCUUAAAUUGUUAAGAGGCUUAAAUGAAGAGCAAUGUUAGUAAUCUCCUAUUGUAUAUCACAAUUAUCGAGUCUGACUGUCUA